This is a messenger RNA of Ceratitis capitata (Mediterranean fruit fly), 2327 nucleotides long. It is a transcript of the gene Hrb98DE, whose product is annotated as heterogeneous nuclear ribonucleoprotein A1. NCBI's taxonomy places the organism in Eukaryota, Metazoa, Arthropoda, Insecta, Diptera, Tephritidae. Gene Ontology annotation, molecular function: RNA binding. The transcript has 5 exons. The record is from RefSeq and is a predicted model, not a curated record. The coding region runs from base 147 to 1259 and encodes 370 amino acids.
UGUCUUAUUUAAGGUAAUACGAGUAAAACUUCAUUCGGAUUUUUCGAUUUGUGUGGUUCGGUUGGGCAUUACUUUGCUUGCGUAAUUGUUAAGUAUUUAUUAUAAAAUAAUUUAUAUAAAUCAGAAUUCAAGUGUGAACGGUGAAAAUGAGUAACCAAAAGGACAACUCAAACCAGAAUGGAAAUAAUGGAGAUUAUAAUGAUGAAGAAAUUAAUGAGCCCGAAUGUCUGAGGAAGUUAUUUAUUGGAGGAUUAGAUUAUCGAACCACUGAUGAUGGGCUUAAAUCACAUUUUGAGAAAUGGGGUAAAAUAGUGGAUGUUGUGGUGAUGAAAGAUCCACGAACAAAACGUUCACGUGGUUUUGGAUUCAUUACCUAUUCUCGAUCAACCAUGGUUGAUGAUGCUCAAAAUGCUCGUCCCCACAAAAUUGAUGGUCGUGUGGUUGAACCGAAACGUGCUGUGCCGCGUCAAGAUAUUGAUAACCCACAUGCCGGUGCUACAGUUAAGAAAUUAUUUGUUGGCGGCUUAAAAGAAGAACAUGAUGAGCAAUGUCUCCGUGAUCACUUUGGUAAUUAUGGCAAAAUAACUGAUGUAAAUAUUGUAAUCGAUAAAGAAACUGGCAAAAAGCGCGGAUUCGCUUUCAUUGAAUAUGACGACUAUGACCCAGUGGAUAAAAUUGUAUUGCAAAAAACGCAUAAUAUUAAGGGAAAAGCACUUGACGUAAAGAAAGCAUUGCCCAAACAGGACAUGAAUCGUCAGCAAGGCGGUGGGGGCGGCGGUGGUCGUGGUGGUAAUAUGGGUCGUGGUGGAAACAUGGGUGGUGGAAUGAUGGGUAAUCAAAAUAAUUGGGGUAGCAACAACAGAGGAAAUGAUAGUUGGGGUGGAAAUAAUGGUUUUGGAGGGGGUUUCAACAAUGGUGGUGGCGGCGGCGGUUGGAACAGCAAUAAUGCUGGUCCAUGGGAUAAUGACAAUAACGGCAGUUGGAACAAUGGUCCUAGCGGUUUUAGUGGACCAGGCAAUAGCGGUCCAGCCAACAGCGGUAAUUGGGGCAAUGAUUUUGGAGGCGGCUAUCAGCAAAGCUAUGGAGGUGGUCCACAACGCGGUGGAAACUACGGAGGCAAUAACCGAGCUCAGCCUUAUAGUCCGGGAAACUUCGGUAACAAAAUGGGUAAUCAAGGCAAUUUUGGUGGCAAUCAAGGCAAUUUCGGGGGUCCGAAUUCUAUGGGAGGCGGCGGCGGUGGCGGCAACAGGAGGUAUUAAGGUCGUUAAUUGAGCCAGGUCACAUUCGUACAGAUUCAAGCAAGCAAUCCAAAAGUUACAGAUAAGAAAACUUAACAACUACGAAAGCACCAGAAUUAACAGUAUCAGUUGAAAAGAGUAAAUGUCAGAAAAUUUAAAGCAGUAUAUGAUGAGAGAUACCCAGGAACAAUUUGAAGCGCAGGUGGUCAAGAGGAAGAAAGAAAAGAUGUGACGAUGAUGAAAAUAUAAGCAACAGUUACAUAUAUGAAUAUUUAUACAUACACAGUUCAUAAGCUAAUUUGUAGGCACUUUACUACGUCAGCAAAACGUACCUAUAGUACAUAGUUUUAAAGAUGAAAAUUUUAAAGAGAACUGCAGAAGAAAGACGAGUAUUACAUAUUUUAACGAGAAUUCAAUCUUCUUCCAACUACAUAAAUUAAGGAAAGCAGACAAUUUCAUGAAGACCAUUUACUACAAAUUAGUUGAAAGUUGAAUCAUUUUCAAAGGAGAAAUAUAUAUUUACAAUGAAAUUGAGCAUUCGCAUUUCAGGAUUGUACCGUAGCAAUCAUUUGAGGAUAUUUAUGAAAAGAUAUAAUAAUGCUUAAUGAAUUCUUUGAAGUCACACCUACAUAAAAGCAGUCAGAUUCUCUCACAAUUCAUACCUUAUCUUAAAUGUUUUAGAUUUUCUGUAAUAUUUCUGAUUAAGUAAUUAGAUUAAGUUUAGUUGUAUUGUAUUUAUUAUCAAAUAUUUGUCAAUCCCGCAGGGGUUGACGACAGAAUGUCGUAAGGAAUGUAUUAUCUAACAAAUCAACCAGUUCGAAUCUUAUAGCUGACACAUGUGAAGAUGGUAUAGUCGAUCAAAGGAAAAUAUCAAUUAUUGUCAGGAUGUUGCAAUUUGAUUUUUUAAUGCCCGAACUAGUUAUUUUUUAUUGUAAAAAUUACCUGAUACUGAUAAUUUAUGUCUAAAAACCCUUCAAUUAAGUUCUCACUGGAAUAUUUUUUUUUUUACAAAAGAAUACAAUCUCAUAUUGUAAACUAAUGCAUAUAGAAAAAUAUAUACUUACACAAUGACUAUUAUGUAGUAAAACA